Molecule: messenger RNA, 1407 nt
Organism: Carassius auratus (goldfish)
Lineage: Eukaryota; Metazoa; Chordata; Actinopteri; Cypriniformes; Cyprinidae
Product: lysosome-associated membrane glycoprotein 5
Exons: 6
Coding region: 257-1090 (277 amino acids)
Biological process (GO): establishment of protein localization to organelle
Cellular component (GO): plasma membrane; lysosomal membrane; late endosome membrane
Source: RefSeq, a predicted model, not a curated record
UAAAUAAAAUCGGUUCCGGGAUGAAAGCAGCUGCUCCUUCUUCCGCUGGACUGCGUUCCUCUGCGGGAGUCACGGAGGGACUGAGAGCGUCAUGCGCGUGCAGAAGUGGAUCGGACUGUAGCGUGAGCGCGCGGACGGUAGUGUCGCGGGGACGAGCUGCGCGCUCCUGAUCGCGCUCAGUGCGGCUCGGACAGACGCGGGACCGGACCGUGCGUCCUCUGCGGGAACUCGAGAGGAACUUCCGCCGCGCGGAGCGAUGCAGGAGCGCUUCAUCAUGGACCUGCUGCUGCUCCUGAUGUCUCUGUCGGCGUUCCGUGUUUCUGCGGAGCAGGAGGUGGAGAAUCUCUCCGGACUUUCACCGAAUCCUGACCGGGAUAUAUUCGUAGUGAGAGAGAACGGAACGACCUGCUUGAUGGCGGAGUUUGCGGUGAAAUUCCUGAUUCCCUACGACGUCCUGGCACUGAACGGGAUCGAUCUGAUCACGGAGCAGACGUCCGUGUCGAUCCCGCGUGGAGCUCAGAUCGCUGGGAAAUGCGGGAGCAGUGAGUCGGAGCUGCAGAUCUCGUGGAUCAAUCACGCUUUCACAUUCCUCAUCUUCUUCUCAAAGGACAAACACACCAGGGGCACUGAUGGGAAAGCUAAAGAAACUGAAGUGUGGAAGAUAAACAAGGUCCAGCUGGUCUACAACACUUCAGAGACGACACACUUCAGUAACGCGUAUAAUCCGGGGAAACACACGGCCAGCACACACCGUCUCUCUGCUCUGGUGACUCCGGCCGGACGCUCGUAUGUUUGCUCGGCUCAGCAGACGCUCACACUGAUCUCCAGCGACCAUCAGAAGGGAAUCACCGUCUCCAUGUACGACAUUCAGAUCCAGCCCUUCGACAUCAAGAGCGACUUCGUCUUCAGUGAACAGUAUAAGUGCAUCACAGACGAGCGUGAGCAGCUGGAGCAGAUGUUGCCGCUGGUGUUGGGUCUCAUCCUGGGUCUCAUCAUCGUCAUCACCAUCUCUGUGUAUCACUUCCAUCUCAAACUGAGCGCCGCGCAGCCGCAGCUUCCUCGAGACCGCUCGCUCUACAAGAACAUGUGAGGACCCCUGCAGACCGUCUCCUCUCUCUCCGCUUCCUGUGUGCUGAGUGCAUGAGUUUCAUGACACUGUGAUUAAAUAUUGCUGUUGCUGUGUGGACUUUUUUGUCUCUAAGUUUACAUUUCACAAUUACUAAUUUCAAAGUCAAAUGCAAGAUGUAAACAUAAUUGAGAGGAAAAUUUUGAAUUGUAAGAUGUAAACAUUACUUUAAUAACUCGUAAUUCGGACUUUUUUCACACAAUUUUGAAUUUAUAUUACGCAACUCUGUUUAUAUCUCAGACUUGCUAGAUACAGUCCAAAUUAAAAAGUGAAUGAGUUGA